Messenger RNA from Neoarthrinium moseri, 1674 nucleotides. RefSeq lists its product as uncharacterized. The coding region runs from base 1 to 1674 and encodes 557 amino acids. NCBI's taxonomy places the organism in Eukaryota, Fungi, Ascomycota, Sordariomycetes, Amphisphaeriales, Apiosporaceae. The record is from RefSeq and is a predicted model, not a curated record. Gene Ontology annotation, cellular component: nucleus. Gene Ontology annotation, molecular function: protein binding. The transcript has a single exon.
AUGCAGGGAAUGAGCACGCCGCAUGACAGUCGUUCCCCUGAUCAACUCAGUGACAGGGCGGGCGUUUGUGCCAGUAGCCCGAGCUUCACAAUCUCCUCUGGAGCAACUCCAUCCCAUCGCGACGACUCGACAACUGAAGCCAGCCAUGGCUCCAGCGAUGGCCCAAGGAAUCCAAGCACCGGGAGACAGCCUGGCUUUGAACAUGGCUACCAAAACGCUUCCGUGCCGACAGAAACCACUCCAUUCGACAUUUUCCGCGCCCUACACAAGCUUGCGGUACGCCCAAACCAGCAAAUAGCACUCGACGCCAUACACAUGUCGAGGCCGUUCGUCGUCACAGAUGUGUCGGGACUCGACGAGGCUGUUAUCUUUGUCUCCGAUAGCUGGCUGACACUGACGGGAUACGAUCGCGAGGAUAUCCUGGGGAAGAACUGUCGUAUUCUUCAGUCCCCGCCCGGCAAGGUUAGCCCUGGCCGCCCGAGCGAGUUCAACAUGGGUGCCUCAGCCUACGAACUCAAGCAGAAGAUUCGUACCGGUCAGGAAAUUCAACAUGUCAUCCUCAACUACAAAAAGACCGGAGAAGUCUUCAUGAACAUGCUAACCAUCAUCCCUAUUUCUUGGGACACGCCGGAUAUUCGUUUCAUAUUCGGCUUUCCAACCGACAUGUCAUUAGCAUCGCUCCCUGCCAACUUCCGGCUCGAUGCGCAUACCAUGAAUGUCAUGGCAAGGAAUCUUGACUUGCCAGAUUCCGUGGACGCCAUGAUAACGCAGCUCAGUGGUCAUUAUAGGAUGCAGCCUAGCAAUUCGCAAGUGAAGCAGGACAAUCCUAAUCGUGGUGAAAAUUCCCAAAAGCCUCACUUCAGGAGCCCAACGGAGCAGAACCAAAGGAUUUCCCAACUGUUAUCACAUUUGAUGUCAGAUAGCGAUUUCAUGUCACAUGUCGACACUGAUGAGUGGAAUAGUAUGCUCCUGGAGAACACGGGUGGUUUGGUCCAAGUGCUUUCCCCCAAAGGAACCAUUGUCUUCAUCUCAUCAUCAUCACACCGACUGCUAGGUUAUCGCCCGGAUGAGUUACUCGGUACCUGCAUAGAAAGCAUUUGUCACCCCUCCGAUGCCGUGGCAGCAUUGCGGGGGCUGAAGAGUUCUUCUGCUGACAGCCCGAUCGAGUUGAACUUCCGGCUCAGGCGACAGGAUGGCCAGUAUUUACUGUUCCAAAACUAUGGCGCCACGUGGAAAGAGAAUCCUCGCAAAUGGGCCGUUCUCGUUGGAUACCCGCAAACCAUGUUCCCUCUCCACAGUCAAGUCAUUGACCGAAACGUUGGCUUUGGCGAUCGGGACAUAUGGUUUAAAGUGUCAACAUCAGGCCUGGUCUUGCAUGUCUUCCCUAACCCGCAGCCAGCCCUUGGGAUCCAGACAACAAGCCUGGUCGGCACUAUGCUGGGCACUCAUAUCAACGAUCAGAGCGAACGGGUACAAUUCCAAUCUGCGUUGCUGAACACGCGGUUAGAUGUGACCACAUCGACCCUACGGCUUCGUACCGCCCGAGGUCACGAUCUGCCAACACAGAUGUUGUUUUACCCUGGAGAGACUAGUGGCGACACAAAACCUCAUUUCCUCCUGGUGCAAUGUAGAAUAUUAAAGCCCCCAGCGCGAGGCGCAAGUUCGUACUUCUAG